This is a messenger RNA of Manis javanica (Malayan pangolin), 10085 nucleotides long. RefSeq names its product SLIT and NTRK like family member 3 (gene SLITRK3). Gene Ontology annotation, cellular component: GABA-ergic synapse; postsynaptic density membrane. The record is from RefSeq and is a predicted model, not a curated record. Gene Ontology annotation, biological process: axonogenesis; positive regulation of synapse assembly. NCBI's taxonomy places the organism in Eukaryota, Metazoa, Chordata, Mammalia, Pholidota, Manidae. Gene Ontology annotation, molecular function: protein binding.
CUCCCCAAUCUCCUCUUCUCUCCUCUAACACACCACCCAACCUCACUUCCACCUACCUAAAAGGGUCAAAAGCAAAGACUCCCGGAGAAGGCAAGGGUUAGUCCCAUCUCCUCGGAUCUGAGGAGGCCUCGGGCAGGAAUUGGCGCUGUGACUGAUAAUCUUUCAGGAAACGAGAAACAAAAACCCAGAGACCCAGCCAGGGCUAUCGGGGACCAUGUAGCUUGCAGCUGAAUCCAGAGCACCGAGAUUUUAAUUCAAAGAACCCAGUCCUGGGACACUCAAGCUGCCCGCCUGCCAUCGAAGACUUCAGAGCUCUGGUCGUGAGCUCCCUGUUACUGGCUUCGCAGCGCUAGGUGCGCGCCCGGCUCUCCCAUUGGUAUGCAGAGACCAUUUCGCUGCAAGUCUCGAAGGUGGAAACACUUAAAAGGAUUACAAGCGUGAUUUGGUGGCCUUUCUGAAAGUUGGUGGCCGGAGGAAAAGAAACUGCAAGGCUACGGCAUGAUGGAUACAAUUCACUCUCUCAGAGUGUUUGCAGCUCCCGCUGGAAAACCCUUCGGAGCAAACCUCGGAGAUCUUGAGCGCUCUGCACGGAUAGCUGUGUAAUCAACGACGAAUGACGAAACCUUCCGUAUCUGAGAUGCUUCACAGAGGGAGGAUGUUGUGGAUAAUUCUUCUAAGCACAAUUGCUCUAGGAUGGACUACCCCGAUUCCCCUGAUAGAGGACUCAGAGGAAAUAGAUGAGCCCUGCUUUGAUCCAUGCUACUGUGAAGUUAAAGAAAGCCUCUUUCAUAUACAUUGUGACAGUAAAGGAUUUACAAAUAUUAGUCAGAUUACAGAGUUCUGGUCAAGACCUUUCAAAUUGUAUCUGCAGAAGAAUUCAAUGAGGAAAUUGUACACCAACAGUUUUCUUCAUUUGAAUAAUGCUGUGUCCAUUAACCUUGGGAACAAUGCAUUGCAAGACAUUCAAACAGGAGCUUUCAAUGGUCUUAAGAUUUUAAAGAGGCUGUAUCUACAUGAGAACAAACUAGAUGUCUUCAGAAAUGACACCUUCCUUGGCUUGGAAAGUCUGGAAUACCUGCAGGCAGAUUACAAUGUUAUUAAACGUAUCGACAGUGGGGCAUUUCGGAACCUAAGUAAAUUGAGGGUUCUGAUUUUAAAUGAUAAUCUCAUCCCCAUGCUUCCAACUAAUUUAUUUAAGGCUGUCUCCUUAACCCAUUUGGACCUCCGGGGAAACAGGUUAAAGGUUCUUUCUUACCGAGGAAUGCUAGACCACAUUGGCAGAAGCCUGAUGGAGCUCCAGCUGGAAGAAAAUCCCUGGAACUGUACGUGUGAGAUUGUGCAACUGAAGAGUUGGCUGGAACGCAUUCCUUACACUGCCCUGGUGGGAGACAUCACCUGUGAGACCCCUUUCCAUUUCCAUGGAAAGGACCUACGAGAAAUUAGGAAGACAGAACUCUGUCCCUUGUUGUCUGACUCUGAGGUAGAAGCUAGUUUGGGGAUCCCCCACUUGUCAUCAAGCAAGGAGAAUGCUUGGCCAACUAAGCCUUCCUCCAUGUUGUCCUCUGUCCACUUCACUGCUUCUUCUGUUGAAUACAAGUCAUCAAAUAAACAGCCUAAACCCACCAAGCAGCCCCGAACACCAAGGCCACCCUCCACAUCUCAAGCUUUAUACCCUGGUCCAAACCAACCUCCCAUUGCUCCUUACCAGACCAGACCACCCAUUCCCAUUAUAUGCCCUACUGGGUGUACCUGUAAUUUGCACAUCAACGACCUUGGCUUGACUGUCAACUGCAAAGAGCGAGGAUUUAAUAACAUUUCUGAACUUCUUCCAAGGCCACUGAAUGCCAAGAAAUUGUACCUGAGUAGCAAUCUGAUUCAGAAAAUAUACCGUUCUGACUUUUGGAAUUUCUCUUCCUUGGAUCUUUUGCAUCUGGGAAACAAUCGUAUUUCUUAUGUCCAGGAUGGGGCCUUCAUCAACCUGCCCAACCUAAAGAGCCUCUUUCUAAAUGGCAAUGAUAUUGAGAGGCUGACACCAGGCAUGUUCCGAGGUCUGCAGAGUUUGCACUACUUGUACUUCGAGUUCAAUGUCAUCCGGGAAAUCCAGCCUGCAGCCUUCAGCCUCAUGCCCAACUUGAAGCUGCUAUUCCUCAACAACAACUUGCUGAGGACCCUGCCAACAGAUGCCUUUGCAGGCACAUCCCUGGCUCGGCUCAACUUGAGGAAGAACUACUUCCUCUACCUUCCUGUGGCUGGUGUCCUAGAACACUUGAAUGCCAUUGUCCAGAUAGACCUCAAUGAGAAUCCUUGGGACUGUACCUGUGACCUGGUCCCCUUCAAACAGUGGAUUGAAACCAUCAGUUCAGUCAGUGUGGUGGGUGAUGUGCUUUGCAGAAGCCCUGAGAACCUCACCCACCGUGAUGUGCGCACUAUUGAGCUGGAAGUUCUCUGCCCAGAGAUGCUGCACAUUGCGCCAGCUAGAGCAUCCCCAGGUCAACCCGGAGAUUCUCUCUUUGCUGGGAAGCCAACAAGUGCAUCACCUUAUGAGUUCUCUCCCCCUGGGGGCCCCGUGCCACUUUCUGUGUUGAUUCUCAGCCUGCUGGUUCUGUUUUUCUCAGCAGUCUUUGUUGCCGCAGGCCUCUUUGCCUAUGUGCUCCGACGGCGCAGGAAGAAGCUACCCUUUAGAAGUAAGCGGCAGGAAGGUAUGGACCUUACUGGUAUCCAGAUGCAAUGCCACCGGCUAUUUGAGGAUGGUGGAGGUGGUGGAGGUGGAAGUGGAGGUGGGGGUCGACCAACUCUUUCCUCCCCGGAGAAGGCCCCUCCUGUGGGUCAUGUAUAUGAGUACAUCCCGCACCCAGUUACCCAGAUGUGCAACAAUCCGAUCUACAAGCCUCGUGAGGAGGAGGAGGUUGUUUCCUCCGUCCAAGAGGCCGGGAGUGCAGAAUGUGGGGGUCCUGGGACACAACCACCAGGUAUGGGUGAGGCUCUGCUAGAAAGCGAGCAGUUUGCUGAGACACCCAAGGAGAACCACAGCAACUACCGGACCUUGCUGGAAAAGGAAAAGGAGUGGGCGCUGGCAGUGUCCAGCUCCCAGCUCAACACCAUAGUGACAGUGAAUCACCACCACCCUCACCCUCACCACCCAGCAGUUGGUGGGGUUUCAGGGGUAGUUGCGGGAACUGGGGGAGACUUGGCUGGGUUCCGCCACCAUGAGAAGAAUGGUGGGGUGGUGCUGUUUCCUCCUGGGGGGGGCUGUGGUGGUGGCGGCACUAUGCUGCUAGACCGCGAGAGACCACAGCCUGCCUCCUGCACAGUGGGAUUCAUGGACUGUCUCUACGGCACAGUGCCCAAAUUAAAGGAACUGCACGUCCACCCUCCUGGCAUGCAAUACCCAGACUUACAGCAGGAUGCCAGGCUCAAAGAAACCCUUCUCUUCUCAGCUGGAAAGGGCUUCACAGACCACCAAACCCAAAAAAGUGAUUACCUCGAGUUAAGGGCCAAACUUCAAACCAAGCCGGAUUACCUCGAAGUCCUGGAGAAGACAACAUAUAGGUUCUAAAAGAAAAAGAAAAAGAAAAAGAAAUCAGUGCUUUUUUUCAAAAGAAAAGGAAAAUAAAAGAAAUAUAUCCUUUGCUCCCUUUACAUUUGUCCUAAUAACUCCAUUCUCACAAACUUCCCUGCCCUGAACAAAACUGAAACCGCAUGAUAACUAGAAAAUACAGAUGUAUGCUCUCCUCUCCCAGAUGUGAUUUGGAGGAAGGGCCAUACUCAGAUCAUUAAUCAAUGAAGUGCCUUCGCAGACUUUUGCCAGCAAAUGUUAUCAUUAUUUUUUUAUACUGAAUCUUGAGACUUUGACUGUGCCAUGUAUAAGGUAUAUUGGGGAUCGUUAUAUUGAUCCUAAUUAAGUAAAAUUUAAUGUCUUUUUAUUUUCAGUAAUUUUUAUUUUUUAGUUGUAGUUUUGUUUGAUGGGGAGUGGGGGAAACAAAUUGACAUUUGUGGCUCUUUUUUCUUCCCAUCAUGGCACAGAUUCUGUACAUGUAUUAACAAUGCAGUUUGCUGCAUGCCUGGAAACUGCAAGACGGGGAGGGAGGGGGCGGGUCUUGCUCGAAUGUUCUCACCCAUUCUUUUUUCUCUCACACACAUACCUACAUACAAAUCACAAAUUCCUGCACACAGGUCCCUAAACCUGCAGCCUCUUCCUUCUGAUGCAGGUAGACACACACACACACACAUGCAUUCAACCCAAUCUAAUUAGUUCAGGUUUGAUCCAUUCCUCUCCUCUCCAUAGCUUCACCUUCCCUUCACCCCUAGUGUACAGCUCACAACAUCUUUCCUACCAUCCUGGGAAAAAUCAUAUUCUAAGCUGAAUCCUACUGAAGUUGAAGCCUGGUGGUUUAACACCAGAGGCACACACCUAGGGAAGAGCACCUUCUUUGUGACACUUCAUCCUGAUGCCAAGAUUUUUUGGAGAACAUCUGCACUUUCUUAUAUAUAUAUACAUACAUAUAUAUAUGUAUAUAUAUAUGUGUGAUAUAUAUACAUAUAUAUAUGUAUAAUUAACAAGACAUAAAAAGCAACUGAGUAUAUUAUCACUAACAGCUUUGUAGGAAGCACUUUUAAUGUUUUCUCUCACACACAAAGAUUCAAAAGAAAUGUGCAUAUAUUUAUUCUGUAAUUUCAGUGAUUAUAAAUUGUAAACGUAAUGUUUAAUCAUUGUAUAGUGAUUAUGCGUCUGGUAUAGCUUUCCUAAUAAAAAGUUUUUGAAAAACAUAAUACAUUAUAUAUAGAGGAUACAAAGCUCGAACCUUAAACUCCAGCUAUGCCAUGCCUUUUGUGCUCACAUUAAAAAAAAAUUCUUUAUUUACUUGUUAUAAAGAAAGAUAGUUUAUUAACAAAUUUGAUGCACUGUGAUGUUGAUAAAUUUCAUAACCCACCACCCCCAUCCCACAUGAGGAUACAAGUGAAACUUUAAAAAAAUCUGAUUUAUAUAGUUGACUUCUUUCUCUUCGAUUAUGAAUUUCAAACUUAGUAAUCCAAUGAUGUACUAUUUUUCCUAGGCAGGAUGCAAUUAGGAGAAAAUAAAAUAACUAGAUUGCUAAGAAGAAAAGGAUUAUGUGGAGGAGAUAAUCAAGGAUCCAUGAAUCUUAAGGUAGUAAGUAAAUGACAUAAAGGAACGGAAAGUAAAAUUGUUAUUCUUUAAAAAAUAUAAACUAAAAUCAAACACACUUACACAUACAUGCACACGCCAAAACUCUAAAGCCUUGGAGCCAAUUUGACUGUAAGAAUCCUAUUGUCUGUGAAAUUUGUCACUAUUUACUUGUUUUUUCCAACCACUUACUGCAACGGGCCCAAGUCAUGCUUGAACUAAAACAAAGGAUGCUGAAUUAACUUUUCUUUCUGUAUGACAUGAAAAUGAUGUUGAAAAUUAAUCUGAUAAUAAUCCAAGUUAUAUUCCAUUUACAUGUGAGCGAAACCAAAGAAAGCCGGUUUUUUAAGGUUCCAGUUUCUUGUGGAGGAAACUAAACUGAGAAACCUGAGGCUUUGAGGUAGGAACUUAACUCAUGUUACCAGUAGAGGGCAGCAGAGUUCCAGAGAUUCACAGACCCUGUAGCUGCAGAAUUGGGUAGUGAAGCCAGUGUUCCCUGCUAGUGUUUUCUCAAGCUGCCCUUAGUAGAAAGUAUCAUGUGUUGAAUGUAGCUCACCGCAAGUCACUGAUGCCUUACAUAACAUUUUUUUCCCAUAAAAAAAGGAUACUAGCAACUUUUAAAGCUGUGUAACUGAUACAAAAAACUAAGGCAUUGUACUUAAAAAAGAAGCUCCAUAAAUGACUAUGAGGAUUAUAUAUUGAUUAAUUAUAUAUCGUAUCAACAUAGAUAUGCAUAAAAUAAAAAACAAGUAUAUCAAUAUAAAAAUGCAACUUUUCAGGGCUACCUUGUAUUUGGCACAUUGUACUGAAAACUUGUCCUCCAUUAUUUGAAGUGUAUUUUGGAAUUACUUCAGGUAAUGAAAAGCCCAUUAACAUCAUUCACUGUUUCUAUACAUAGAGUAUUGAAAUGUAGCUCUUCAUUUAAAAGGAUCAGGCCCGCUCUUAAAUAGGCACCAUUCCUUUUUUGCUUACUCUCCUCUUCUUUUUACUUUCCCAUAAGUCACUUUUCUCCUCACUAUUUCAUAUUCUUUAUUUUCUAAUCAUCUCUCCCUCCUUGAAAUCUUUAAGGCACAGGAAGUCAGUACUAACCUUUUUGUUUUUUAAAACCUUAUCUAUGAAGUCCCUAUAAACUAGUGAUUUAUCAUGUCUCUAUUUCUCUUAAUCAGAUAUUUUGGUGAAUAGUAGAAAGCAUGUGCAUAGUAAAAACCCAAAGUGCAAACCUAGAUACUUCUGACAAUAAUCACCAUUUCAUUAAUAACUGUGCACACAUUCAUAACAUGGCAUAUUAUACAAAUCAGGUCAAAGUACAAUCCCUAAUGAUUCUGGUGCUUUUGACAUUUGAAAAAUGAGUGCCCAUAAAUCAUCAAAUUACAAUACAACUUGAUACUUAUGUUUAUAUUUAUUAAAUACAGAAAGUAAGACUGUCUUGUCUUAAGUAUAGCUAGUAAUUUCACCCCUUGAAUGAGGAAUAAAUUUAAUUAGUGAAAAUAAAUUUAUAUGAAAAUGGAAUUUUGUAUUAAAGGAGGUAAUUUGUCGCUUCCAUGAAGCUUUCUACCCCCUUGGCUGGGCCACUUACUUUAGAUGUACAUUAGAAUUACUUAAAUUACCUUUGAUUUAUAAUGCCAGAUAUGUUUUCUUAAAGUACCAUGGAUAUUAAUAUAAGUACUAUGAUUAGAAUUUGUUCUAUGUCCUUGUUGCAGUAAAAUGAUUAUUUUUGAGAAAAAGAUUACUGAUUUGCUUCACAGUGAUGGCCAAUUAGACUAAAGGGGACCCAGGUCUGACAGACACUUGCUAUUAUUCAUUGCUAUUUUAGUAUAAAUCAUAGUAAAUUAUACUUGAAAACAAUACAAUGUAAUGUCUGUUUAACUACGAGAUGGUGAGUGGAAAAUAAUUGAAAGUGAACUAUUAGUUUGAUUCAGUAACAGUUUUAACAUUAUUUAUCUUAUGCAGUAUUAUUUAUGUAGAUGCUUUUAUGUUUUUAUUUAAAAAGCUAUAUUAUUUCAUUUAAUUGCAAAAUACUAAAAAAUAAUAUAUAUAAGAAUGAUUACCACCAUAUUUUAAAUAAAAGUUUAGAGAGAUAGGGAUCACAGGAAAAUUUAAUAACUGAGCUUGAAAAUUGUUUUUGUCUUACCUAGGAAUGUUAGUUUUAAACCUUUGAUAGUUGAAAAGAAUAUGUGUAUUUAGCAUUAUAAACAUUAACAAUGCAAUUGCAUAUGAACUGUUCUUUAGCCAUUGCAACAAAUUAUUUUGAUUCAUUUAGUGUAAAUUAAUUGUCCAUAUAGUCCUACACCCUUUUUCAAUUAUGUUGUCUAAGGCAAUAAAGAUUGCAUUUUUGUAAAAUGGCUAUGACAAAGGAAACAAAUUCUUCGUGAGAUACAUGACUAUAAUGAGUUAAGAUAGUAUGAGAGGAAAUGGUAGUAAAAGGAUGCUCCACCUUAAGUGAUUUGAGAUAGUUUAAUUUGGGCUUAGACAUUUAUAACUUAUACUUAGUUCAAAACCCUCAACUGUGAAAAUUCAGGUGACAGAACAUAAGUAACUAUCAUAAAUUUCACUAUAUAAGUGUUCUGUUUAAUAUAUUAUAGGCCUUUUAAAAAUAAUAGGAGCAAUAACAUGUGUAAUUGGGCAAUCGUGUGUGUGUGCAUGUAUAUAUAAUACUAUUAUGUAUAAUAGUAUUAUAUAUACUUGAUUAUAGUUACAUGUAAAUUAUGCUUUUUCUCACAUGUAUAACAAUUUCAGGUUUAUGUAUUUAUUUCUCUUGCUUCUGUCUAGCUAACAUCCAAGUGAAGCGGAAUAAAAUUACGUUGAAAAUAUUCACAUGUAAAAAGUUAACACUGUAAUUAUAAUUUCUGAAUUUAAAAGUUAUUUUAUCUUCGAACUUGUUUUAUUUUUUAUUUAAGUAAUGGGGAAAAAUCUCAGUCAAAUUGUGAUUUACUUUAAGUCCUCAGUAAAGAAAAUAAUCUCAUUAAUAUGCAAUUUAAGUCAAAUGAAAAAAGUAUUUUCUCAUUUUUCUAUUUCUAGAAUAAAUUGGUGAAAAUAAUUUCAAUAGCUUUAUUAAUUUGGUAAGACUUUUCUAAUUUAUCUAGGUAUGUAGAAAGAAUGAAAUCUUGAAGGUAAAUGUAAGAGAAGCACCUGUUUAAGACAUUCAUUUUUCUGUUUUACUUUUAAUAUCAUCCUUUAUUUAAAAUGUAUGCUAAUAGUAAUAAUAAUAAUAAUAAGCAGAGAUGACUAUUUUAGUAUGCUUUCAUUAAAUCUGAGUUGAAGAAGAAGAUUUUUCAUAUCAAGAAAGCAGAUGUACACAGGGGUUGCUAGUUGUGAAGAUAAAAUGGUUUGGCCAGCUUCUUAAAUUCGGAUAAUGUUUGCUCCUGAAAACAAUAUAUGUAUUUUUGAGAAUAUGUAUUAUUUCCUCUCUAUUGCACUGAUACAAGGUGAUUUUUCACCUGCUUUUAAAAUUCUAAUAGAAAAUAAUACUUGUGAACCUCAAAGAGCUAUAGCCAAGAAAGUAUUAUAAUAAAUUUGUACUUGACCCAAACCCUAAAAUAUUUUUAAACAGUAAAACACAAAUGAACAUUAGUAAAAAGACUUUCUUCAUUACCACCAGUGACAAAAAGGACAGCAUACCUAAUUAAAUAUUUCUUUAGUAUGUUCAGUCCAUGCACUAGUUUAUGAAUAGUACAAAGAAUUGAUAGAGUUAGCAGUGUGUUAAACUGUAUCAAAAUCAAACAAGUUCCAUCAAAAAGAAUGUGCUAAUGACCAGUCAAAACAAUUCUGAACACUUAAAUUCAAUUGUAAUAAUUAGCAGGUCAUUCUCCUGAUUACGAAAGGUACCACAUUAUCGAUACUGUAUUAUAUGUGAAUACAGGGCUUUUGUGCUUUUGACAUAUUUUACUACAAACUUUCAGGUUCAGAGUUUAUUUGGGUGGUGGAAGACUAAUGAUUUUUGGUAGAACUUAAAACGAGAGAAUGACUUUUCUCAUCUUAGGAGUGGCAAAAAUUAGCUCUGAAAAAAGAUGUUAAAACAAAGAUGUCACUUGAUUGUGUAGAGACAUGGAAAAAAGUUCUCUUCUACCUUGUGGCCUAUUCCUUUCACUAUUUCUGACUGCCCAGCUUCUACUUUUGUUUCUGACUCAUUACCAACACAUUCUUGUGACUAAAGGCACAUUCACUGAGCUCAAAUUAGGUGCCAAGGCAAGAUCAGGAAUUGAUGAGAGUCCUCACACCCAGUGACAAAAUGUCCAAUUCACUUUUCUUUGUACAUAGGCUGAGAAAAUAAUUCAACAUACCUACUUUCAUUGUGAAAUCAUAUAUAAGUCUGGUGAAAAAACUCAAACCAAUGAUAAAACUAGAACCACUUCUGGAAAUCAAGAGAGACUCAGCAAAUGCUUUAAAAAUGGAGUUUAUUUUUAAAAUAUCAAAGCCUUGCUUUUCCUCCUCUGAAAUGCCCUUUGUCUUUUCCAUGGCAUCCAAAUAUUGGCUUAAUUGGAAUUAAAAUACAAAUGUAAAAAAUAUAUAUAUAUUAAGACCACCUCCUCUUACUGGAAUCCACACAUUUUCAGUAAUUUUUCAUUAUUUACAGUGUAUACUUUCUAUUCAGCUGUUACAUUGUUGCUUGGAAUUCUAAGGUUUUGUUUUUGUUUUUUUCCCACAGAAUUCUGGUAAAACAAUUUAUCUUAAAAUGUGCUCUUUUUUGAUGUGUGGUAACUAACUUUAUAAUAAAAACAAGUCUGUCAAUAUGUAAACUAUUAAUUAUAUACUGUAAUUUGGGAGAAAGAAACCUUUAAAGUCUAUCUAAAUUGGACACUUUAUAUGUAUUAAAUUGAGUUGGGUUUUUUGUUCCUACUUGUGCUCUUCUUCACCAGAUUUGGAUUCAAAGUGAAAUCUGUUCCUCUAUUUCUAAUUAAGAGUUCAUCAAAUGUUUUGCUUUUCUAGUUGUCAAAAAAAAAAA